Danio rerio (zebrafish) is the source of this 3584-nucleotide messenger RNA. The record is from RefSeq and is a predicted model, not a curated record. Lineage: Eukaryota; Metazoa; Chordata; Actinopteri; Cypriniformes; Danionidae.
CUGUUUUAUUGAUUGAAAGCAUUUAGUCAAAGUUAACCUUUGACUGAUGGUUUUGUGUUAUUUUCCACCUCAAAAUAUGAUAAGGUGAUGAAAGUUCAGCAGAUUUCCACAUCACAACCCCCCCAAAAAAACGAAAAUUAAAUUUAUAUUGUGUUACUCUAUUGUAUUGUUUUUAGUUAUUAGUUACAAUCGUAAAAAGCAUGGCAGAAAUAUACUUUAGUGGCCUGUUGUAUCCAUAAUAUGAUGGACACAUCUAAUUGUGCCGAACAAGAAUGUCAAAAUGGAGAAAACAGUAUGAAAAGGCUGUUCUGCAACCAGCUGUGAAGUGUGAGACUGAAGCAGGAAGAAAACAAAGAUGCAGUUUUAAAGAGUGUGUGUUUUUUACACUCCGGUAAACUUAUGGAACAAAUCCGAGAGGAUGACAACCAAGAAGACUGGAUGUCACGUUUACCAGAAAAACUGUUGGAUAUCCCUUUAACAAAUCUCGCUAUACCAGGUGAGACUAUGAAAACUAUAGGUGAAUCAAAAGGUAGCCAUGAUGCAAUGAGCUACUGUCUAGAUAUCAAUUCUCCACUGCUCCGGUCUGAAUCAGACACCUUCAGGUUACUGGAUGGAGUUUUCUACUGUUUCACCCGACCAUUCAUUUACAGAUGGGCCACUACUCAGGUAAUAAACAUUGUGGAGCAACUUCAAGCAGGCAUUCGAUACUUUGAUCUCCGAGUUGCCCACAAACAGUAUGAUACUUCCAGUGAGCUUUACUUCACUCAUAUCAUUUACACACACGCGACUGUGAUCGAAACUCUAGAGACUGUUAAUUUAUGGCUUGAAUCUCAUCCCAAAGAAAUCAUCAUCCUGGCUUGCAGAAAUUUUGAAGGGAUGAGUGACGAACUGCACGAAGGAUUCAUCUAUGCACUGAAGAACAUUUUUCGCUCCAAGCUGUGCCCUGUGAAUGAGACUCUGGUGACUUUACGGAGGCUGUGGGCAUUAGGCUGUCAAGUGGUGCUGUCGUAUGAAGACCCGCAGUCAACAAUUCGCCAUAAGGAGCUGUGGCCUGCCAUCCAAUACCUUUGGGCCAAUAAGCCAAAUGCAGAAGAGCUGAUCCAGUAUAUGGAAUGUAAGAAGCAGCUUGGUCGACCUGAGGGUUUUUUCGUUGCAGGCUUGAAUUUGACGACCGAUCGAUGCUUCAUUGCCUCAAAUCCUCAAGAGUCUCUCAAAACAUUGACCAAGAAGUACUGGAACCGUGUGCAGGAAUGGCUUAAAGAACAAAAACCAGGAGCUGAACCCCCGUGUCUAAACAUAAUAGCAGGUGACUUCAUUGGACUCCUUCCAAUUUGCUCGCUUGUUAUUUCUCUCAACAAAAAACUACUUUAAUACUUCCACUUUUAAAUUGAAGUGUUCAAAUAUAAGAGUUUCUCUUAGAACUUCUUCAUUAGAUUGCACAUUUAACUGCAAGUUAAAUUGCCCAAAGUGCUACACAUAAUACAUAGAAAUGUAAAAUACACAAAUGGCAUGGACUACAAAGUACAAACAUUAGAUAUAAAAAAAACACAACAAGCAUUUCUUAGAGUACCUCAAAUGCUAAACUGAACAAAUGUCUUUAACUGUGACCUAAAAGUUUGAAGAUCAUUACAAAAUUUUGGCCCUACACUCUCAAAAAUAAAGGUACGCGAGGUGUCACUCAGUCACUGGGGUGGUACCUUUUCAAAAGAUCCACAUUUGUACUUGAAGGGUUCAUAUUGGUACCUCAAAAGUAUAUAUUAGUACCCACAAAUUUUAAGAGGAACACCUUUGUACUUUUUAGGCACUAAUAUGUACCUAUGAGAUAUUAAUAUGGACCUUUUUGGUACAAAUUUGCCUCUUUUAAAAAGGUACAGCCCAUUGACAGCUCAUGUACCUUUAUUUCUGAGAGUAUAGAAGAGCACCUGUCGCCUUUUGAUUCCUAUUUAGACCUCGACUGACUACCUGAUCUGAGUGACCUGGUCGACCUUCACAUUUAAUUGCAUAAAUCUGUAAAUCAACCUCAGUCCUGAUCAAAACUACUAAAUUGUUUUAAAAAAUUACAGGAUUUUAACUCUUUAAUUGCCAAGUUCACAAAUGAUGUCACUGAUUUGGUGAAAACAAAAAUGCAUAAAAUGACCUUUUCAAUACAAAAAGUAGUUUUCACAGUAUCUUUUAUCACAGUCUUGGACAUGUAAACGAUUAGUUAUAACAUUGGCUUUAAUGCAUUGUUAGAUUUUCAUUUCCCCCCUAAUUUACAGUUGGUGGCUUGUUUUGCCAUAAAUAGUUUUUUUUUUUUAGUUUUUUUUACUCCAUGUAGUUCUGAGAUGCAUAUUUAGAUUUUCUCAGACACAUCAAGGUAAGUGCUUAAAGGUCACUCUCACACACAUAUACACACUUUAAUUAUCUGUUUUACUCCAUAUAAAAUCCAGAAACUAAGCUUUUUAUGCACCGGCUAAAGGGUCUAAUCUAAAGGGUAAUCGUGCCAACUAAUGAUCAACAGUAAAAAUGACUAAUUUUACACAUUCUCAACAGGGAAAACCAGCAACAAUCAAAAACGCAUGAUUAUAUGGUGUCAUGGUUUUGCAAUCAAAAAAAUGUGUUUAUAAUGAAAGUCAACAGGGCAGAAACGGCCACCAACAGUAAAUUAGUGAGAAAAAAUGGAAAUCAAUCAAAAAACAAUGCAUCAAAGGCAAUGUUGUUUCACAUGUACAAGACUCUGAUAAAAGGUUUUAAAAAAUCCAGUCCACAACUACUUUAUAUAUUAAAAAUAUGUAAUUUUGUGUGUUUUUUUCUCACCAAAUCAGUAACAUACUUUAUAAAUUUGGCAAUUUAAGAGUUAAAAUCCUUUUUUGAUCAAGACUGAGGCUGCUGAACAGAUUUAUGCAAUUUAAAAAAAAAAUGAUCUGAAGUAUUUUUACAGCAGUUUAAUUUAGAGUAUUUUUUCAUCCCUAACAUAACAAAAGGGUCGUAAAUUUGCCCAGAGUGUAUCGUUGAGUUCUUUCAAAAAUUCAAAGCCUUUUCUUAAAAUCUGUGUCAAAAUAAGAUUUGUCAGCAAAAAUCAUUCUGCUAGCUGAAACACAGAAAAAGUUAUGGCCAAUUUAAUACUGAAAAUCAGCCCAGAGUGGAUAAAAACAUCCCCAACAGUACAUAAGGAACAAAAACCAGGGAUAACAUCUUAAAAUCAAUCCUGCACUUGACUGGCAACCAAUGAAGAGAAUAUAGCACUGGAGUGAUAAGUUCUCCUUUUUUGUACCAGUCAGUAACCUUGCUUUAGCGUUCUACACAAGUUGUAGAUGAAAAAGGUGUCAGACAGAUCCCAUUUUCAGGCAUAAUGUUAAACAAACAUAAGGUUUACAGCCUAGAAGCGUAUGCAGGUCAAUGCAACUGUGCAAUAUUUAAUCCUCAUUGUUUUCACCUUUGCUUUUUACUGCUGCUCAAUGGACAUUUUUGAUAAACAGCAUUCAUGUACUGUUCAUAUCACAACACAUCAUCUUUGUUUCUCAAUGUGCAAUUUUAUUGUAUCAAAAUAUAGGCUUUUACAUUUUUAAAUACUACUUAUAAAGCAAAUAAAUAUUUACACAUCA